Molecule: messenger RNA, 2044 nt
Organism: Biomphalaria glabrata
Lineage: Eukaryota; Metazoa; Mollusca; Gastropoda; Planorbidae
Product: presenilins-associated rhomboid-like protein, mitochondrial
Exons: 9
Coding region: 59-1141 (360 amino acids)
Cellular component (GO): membrane
Molecular function (GO): serine-type endopeptidase activity
Source: RefSeq, a predicted model, not a curated record
AUUUUGAAUAAAAAGACGAAUUCGAUUUUAUUUCCAUUCGCAGCUUUCAUCAUUCAAAAUGGCGCUGCCCUACAGUUGUUGUCGGCUGUUAACGUUUCAUCAAUCACUAAACAGUCUUAGAUUUGCUAAGAACAGUUUGUACCAUCCUCUUCAACAGAAUGUUAGACAUUCUGGAUUUUUAUCAGUCUCGUCAGUCUUUCGGUUACAGUUUGACUCACAGGGCCACAAAUUGUUUUACAGACUUUGUCGAAGAGGUUUCAAAACAAAGCAGAUGUCUCAAGAAGCAGAAAUUCAUGGAAAUGAACCAUCUCUUUUUAAACAUUUUUUGUUUACAAUUGGGGUUUGUGGUUGCAGUUUUUCUGGUGCCAUGAUUUGGAAUUAUGAAAAAAUGAGGAAAGUUUUUCAAGAUUUACAAAAUGGAACAAAAAAAGAUUCUAUCUUUGAGAAAAAACAGAAGAAAGCUUUUGGAUUCAGAGAUCAUGCUAACUCUUUUUGGGAAAAAUUGUCAGGAGGUCAGAAGAUGGUUGUUGGUAUUAUAGCAGCAAAUCUUGGUGUUUUUCUCAUGUGGCGAGUUGCUGCAUUGCAACCAAUGAUGCUUCGGUACUUUACAACUUCUAUAACCCAUCCACUGCCAUCAAUGUUGUUGAGCUCAUUCAGCCAUGUUAGUUUCUGGCACCUCUUUGUUAACAUGUAUGUGUUGUGGUCAUUUGCAUCAGUGACGGUCAAUAUGUUUGGUUUUGAACAGUUUGCAGCCUUUUACGUUAGUGCAGGAACAAUCUCGUCUUUCACUAGUAUGGCAUGCAGUAAAUUACUUCGACGCCCAUAUAUUGUAUCAGUGGGUGCGUCAGGAGCAAUAAUGGCUUUGCUGGGUGCAGUUUGUUCAUCAUUCCCUAACGCACAGCUGGGAAUCGCCUUUAUAUCUGAGAUUUUUCCACAUUCUUUCUCAGCUGAUUCAGGAAUGAAAGCCAUUAUAGCCUUUGACCUGCUGGGCUUAAUUCUAGGAUGGAGAUUUCUAGACCAUGCUGGACAUUUAGGGGGGAUUUUUUUUGGCAUCUUAUAUGCUAAAUAUGGCAAUCAGUAUGUGUGGGGCAAAAGGGAAACCAUAAUGAAAUGGUGGCAUAAUUUGAGAGGCAAGCCUUAGGAGCAGCUAGACUUCACAACACAAGACUUAUUUCAUUUGGACUAUUUAUUUGUAUAGCACAGACAACUUUUAUCAAAUUGUUUUAACUUGAUAUCCAAAGUUAUAUGCUUUAAAUUAUUGUUUGUAUUUAAAUAGAGCUAUAUAGUGUUGACUAAAUAGUCAGUCACCUCACUGAAACUCUUCAAUUUCUCCUAGUAGGCCUAUCCAUAUAUUUUCAUUGGCAACCUUUUCUUUUCUGCUGCUUUAGAUGACCAGACCUCUCUGUGGUAUUACAUUUAAAUAUAUGACUUUAGUAACAAUUUAUUACUAAAUGAAAAUAAAUCCUGUUGUAAAGAUUUUUUUAAGUUCUGCUACUUUCAAAAGUAUGUCUUGCUUAGUGUAACAGAACAGAGAUGCAAAUUUGUUAAGAAAAAAACUCUCUUUUUGAAAUAAGUAAACAAUAUAUACCAGUAUAAAAAGAAAAUUUGAUAAGAAUUAUUUUUAAUAUACAUUUCGUAAUUUUGAUUAAGAAGUAUUUUUGUAAAAUACAGGAACUUAAACUGUUUUAAAAUAUAAAUGCAAAAUGAGAGAGUUUCUGAGUUCAAAAAGUUUCAUUACCAUUCAUUUGUAUCAUAAGCUGUAUCAUUAAAAUAUGUUGUUUUAAUUCUGUCAUGUACUCCACAUUGCUACCAGCAUACUGGUGUUUGGUAGCGAGUAACAGCAUAUUUGUUGGCUAUAGUUUAAUGCUUAAAGACAAAUCAUAAACAGCUCAACAUAUAUGAGGUGGUUAAAAAAAAUUGCCCUCGAUUAAAUAUGGACUUUACAGUGUGAUUGUUUUUUUUAUUACGAAUGCCUAGACGCAUGACUAAUAAAAGAUAGCUAAUUAUGAGGUACUCUCUCAAAAAUACAAAAUCUGACUACAAA